UGUCUCAAUAUUUGGCUCAACAUAAAAAAAAUAAAAAAAUAAAAUAAAAUUUAGGUCUCAAAACUUUUGACCAUUCUACACUUGAUUAAGAUUCCUGUCACCACAAUUCGCAAUCAUCAUCUUCUAAACUGUCUCAAUUCGGACAAUAGAAACCUCCAAUUCUCGUUCCAUGGAUUCCCCAAAAUCAUAAAACCUCCAUCAAAAACCAUCAAUGGCGAACUCAUCAUCAAUAAUGGACUCAUUUUUUCAACGUUCAUUAGACGAUUUAAUCAAAGGAAUCCGACUCCAUUCCCCAGAAUCAUCAACAUCCAUUUCAUCUUUCCUCUCAAAAUCAAUCGAAGAAAUUCGCCGCGAAAUCAAAUCAACAGACCCACAAACAAAAUCAACCGCACUUCUCAAGCUAACAUACCUUCAUUCAAUUUACGGAUUCGACAUUUCUUGGGCUGCGUUUCAUGUAGUAGAAGUAAUCAGCUACCCGCAAUUCAAUCUCAAACGAAUUGGGUAUUUAGCUGCUUCUGCUACUUUCAACGAAUCUACCGAGGUUCUUCUUCUUGUGACAAAUCAGUUCAGGAAAGAUCUUUCCAGUGCGAAUGAUUUCGAGGUGAGUCUUGCUCUUCAAUGCUUAUCGGUUAUAGGAACAUCGGAUUUAUGUCGUGAUUUAUGCAAUGAUUUGUUUACAUUGUUGUCUAGUACUAGACCUUAUGUUAAGAAGAAGGCGAUUGCUGUUGUUUUGAGGGUUUUUAAUAAAUACCCAGACGCUGUUCGGGUGUGUUUUAAGAGAUUAGUUGACAAUUUGGAGAGUUCAGACCCUCAGGCUGUUUCGGCGGCUGUUGGGGUGUUCUGUGAGCUUAGUUUACGAGACCCAAAGGCAUAUUUGCCAUUAGCGCCCGAGUUUUAUCGGAUUUUGAUUGAUUGUAAGAAUAAUUGGGUGUUGAUUAAGGUGUUGAAGAUGUUUGGUAAGUUGGCAUUGUUAGAGCCUAGGUUAGGGAAGAAGAUUGUUGGUCCAAUUUGCGAGAUUAUGGAGAAAUCCAUGGCGAAGUCGCUGGUGUUUGAGUGUAUUCGGACUGUAGUGAGUAGUUUGAGUGAUCAUGAAUCUGCUGUUAAGCUUGCUAGUGUGAAGAUUAGGGAGUUGUUGGCUGAGGAUGAUCCUAAUCUAAAGUAUCUUGGUUUACAAGCGCUUUCUGAUCUUGCUACUAAGCACUUGUGGGCGGUGUUGGAAAAUAAAGAUGUUGUGCUUAAGUCUCUUAGUGAUGUGGAUCCUAAUAUUAAGCUAGCUUCGCUGCGUCUUCUCAUGUCCAUGGUGUCGGAGGAUAAUGUGGCUGAAAUUACCAAGGUUUUAGUUAAUUUUGCCUUGAAGUCCGACCCUGAAUUCUGUAAUGAGAUCCUCAGAUCAAUUCUGGUAACUUGUUCUGGGAAUUAUUAUGAGAUUGUUUUCGAUUUUGAUUGGUAUGUAUCACUUCUUGGCGAAAUGGCCAGGGUACCGCACUGUCAAUCAGGGGAGGAAAUUGAGAGCCAGCUUGUUGAUAUUGGUAUGAGAGUAAAGGAUGCAAGACCAGAAUUGGUCAAGGUUGGUCGGGAUCUGUUAACUGAUCCUGCAUUACUUGGUAACCCUUUCUUACAUGGGAUAUUAUCUGCUGCUGCUUGGGUUUCUGGUGAGUAUGUUGAGUUUUCAAAGAACCCAUUUGAAUUGAUGGAGGCAUUGUUGCAGCCACGUACUAAUUUACUGCCACCAUCAGUAAGAGCUGUCUACCUUCAAUCCACAUUUAAGGUUUUGGUGUUUUGCCUUCAGUGUUAUAUCUGGCAGAGAGAAGAAGUGGAUGCUUCAUCCCUUGCUGGCGAUUUGACAUCCUUGGGAAUCGAUUCUAAGUGUGGAUUGCAAUCCCCUGAAAGCCGUACUUUGUCAACACAUGGAGCAAUUGCAAAUUCUGAGCAAAACCUUGAGUCUGCUAUCAGGGAUUCUAAUUGGCCAUUUGAGGAUUUUGACAAUCAAGAUGCUUUGCAAGAAAAUCACACUUCAGCAUUGUCUGAGACAGAAAUUUCAACCCAAGACCCAGUUGUUAAGUUGUUAAACCUGACUGAAACAGCUGUAGUACCGUUGAUAUGGAGUCAUGAAGUGGAAGUACAAGAGAGGGCACGAAACAUUCUCGGAGUUGUGCAGAUAGUGAAGCAAGACAUUCUUGGAGUUGGAGCUAUGCAUGAAACAUCAGGGAAGAAAGACUUUGAAGUUUGUGAAAUCACUAAUCUCUUUGAUGAUCUGUUUGAGGAAGAGCUUGGUCCAGUUUCUGUAAAUGCUCAAGCAAGAAUUCCUGUACCUGCUGAUCUUAUUUUCAAAGAUAAUCUUACUGAUUUGGAUUUGAUAUAUAGUGACCUUCAGUUAAGUUCAUCAACUUCAUUUUCUCUCGGAACUUCCCGUUCCAGAGAGGAAGAUAAUGAUCCCCUUUCUAAUGGUCAAGGUAGAGAAGAUUUAGAAUCAUCAACAAUAUCCGGAUCUCUGCUUGCACAGCACCGCAAAAGACAUGGAUUAUAUUAUCUUACUUCAGAGAAGGAUGAAACGGGAUCUAAUGAUUAUCCUCCUGCCACUGAAAGUAAAUAUCUAGAUAAGAAUGGAGAUGAGGUGAAUGAUCUUGUGAAAUUAACUGAGCAAUCACUUACUAUUAAGAAAAGGCAAAACCAUGCUAAGCCUCGGCCAAUGGUUGUUAAACUAGACGAGGGUGAAAAUUUCAUACCUGCAAAGAAGUUAGAAAUCAAAGAUGAGUUGCUUUCUGGGGCUGUGAGGGACGCUCUGUUAGAAAAUGAAGAAGUGUCUACUUCAUCAAAAUUUAGCGAAGCUGGUAAGCCAUCUGUUGAAAGAAAAGGGAAGGAAACACUCGUCAUUGAUGGUCCUCCUGAUCUGAGAGAGCAUUCUGUUACUGCAGAUUCUGAGGUUGGGAAUUCGAGUUCUAGAAGAAGCAAGCAUAAAAAUCAUAGCAAGGAGAGACGACAGCAUAGUCAUGGUGAAAGUGGUGAAGGUAAAGAAGAAAGAAGUAGAAAGGAAAAGAAAAAGAGCAGUCAUCAUCGUCAUAGCAGACACAAAACACAAGAGAAACAGGGCAGCUCAAAUAAUGCCUCCAAUCAAACUCCACAAAUCCCAGACUAUUUGUUAUAGCAGGAGGAUUUGUAAUGAUUUUUGUGAAAUGCACAGGUUUUUUGCAAUCCCUUUGAAUAUUGAGGUGUGUCUUUGUGAUGAUCUUUCUCAGACUCUGUCAUGAAUUUGUCAUUUCACAGUGUUUGCGUUUGUGUUGAUUUUUGGUGUAAUCCAUUCAUUUAUUUAUUUAGUUUGAAAAAGUUUACU
This is a messenger RNA of Spinacia oleracea (spinach), 3331 nucleotides long. RefSeq names its product AP-3 complex subunit delta. Gene Ontology annotation, biological process: protein targeting to vacuole; Golgi to vacuole transport. The coding region runs from base 212 to 3145 and encodes 977 amino acids. Gene Ontology annotation, cellular component: endosome membrane; membrane coat; AP-3 adaptor complex. The transcript has a single exon. NCBI's taxonomy places the organism in Eukaryota, Viridiplantae, Streptophyta, Magnoliopsida, Caryophyllales, Amaranthaceae. The record is from RefSeq and is a predicted model, not a curated record.